AGUUCAGGAGGAGAUGGUAAUCAACACCUUCAUGCAGAUUGCAGCUUCUUGAUCGAUGUUCCUGGAGCUGGUGAGAAGAUGGCCACGCCGUGGACCCGUGUGAACAGUGCAGAGAAGAAAGUGCCACACACUCGCCUGAAGGAUGAAGCCGACAUUCAGCGAAUCUACUCCUUCGGCAGGAAACUAGGUCAAGGAAGCUCCGGGGUCGUCUGUGAAGCCACUCACGUGGAGACGCAGAAGAAGUGGGCGAUUAAGAAGGUGAACAAAGAGAAGGCUGGGAGUUCAGGUGUGAAGCUGUUGGAGCGAGAGGUGAACAUCCUGAAGCGGGUGAACCACAGACACAUCAUCCACCUGGAGGAGGUGUUCGAGACACCGGAGAGAAUGUACCUGGUCGUAGAUCUGUGUGAAGGUGGAGAGCUGAAGAAACUCUUACAGAAAAACAAGCAUUUCAGUGAGGAGGAGACCAGAUGCAUCAUCAGCAGCCUAGCCGAGGCCACUGUCUAUCUUCAUAAACAUGACAUCGUUCACAGAGAUCUCAAACUGGAAAACAUUCUCGUGGACAGUUAUCACCAUAGCGAUGAGCACGCCGUCAUAAACAUCAAGAUCACAGAUUUUGGACUGUCCGUGCAGAAAGGUGGAGUGGGCAGUGGGAACAUGCUGCAAUCCACAUGUGGGACACCCAAAUACAUGGCACCUGAAGUGAUCGACGGCCAUGAGUACAGCCAGCAGUGUGACAUGUGGAGCAUCGGCGUCAUCAUGUACAUGCUGUUAAGUGGAGAACCUCCAUUCAGCUCCAACUCUGAGGAACAUCUGUUUGAAAUGAUUAAGGAGGGAGAUCUGAGCUUCUCCGCUCCUGUAUGGGACACCGUCAGUGACGCAGCCAAGACGGUGCUGAGAUGUUUGCUGAAAGUCGAUCCAGCGCAUCGCAUCACAGCCAGUGAGCUGCUGCAUAACCCCUGGGUCACGGGAGACACGUCCACGGAUGCGUCCCCCACCAACGUGCUGGUGAUGAUGCGACAGUUCCGGAACGCUCCAGAGGAUGGCGAGAGCGAGGAGGUGAGCGAGGGAAUGGGCAGCAUCACCCUCAGCUGCUCCCAGGACAGCGUGAUCGAGUCUGUGGCCUCCCCCGAACCUCCAUCUCCUCCGUCUGCUCCUCCAUCUCCUCCUCCGUCCGCUCCUCCUCCAUCUCCUCCUCCAGCCGCUCCUGGAUGUGCUCCAGCGCAGACACUCAGCCUCAACGGAGACCUGAACAGCAGCAACAAAAAACCCUCCACAUCCACAAAACAGAAAAAGAAGAAAUCCUACUCUUCCGACGGCGUGAAGAAGAACGGCUCGGCUGCGAAGACGAACAGCGGUCUCGGUGUGUGCACGGUGCAGUCCUACAUGGGAAACAAACAGACCAGUACAAAGCGCCCCAACCAACCAGACAAGCACGAGAGCACCAGUAAGGCCUGCUCUCCCAAACCGGUCACACCAAAUGACAGCCCCGCCCCCUCCUCCGCAGGCCACGCCCCAAACUCAGCUCCAGGGCCGAGAAGAUCAGGUAGGCCACAAACACCUUAGAGCCCGGUGGAGGAAAUGCCGAACCUGGGCUUCACUGGGCAGAUCUGCUGGACUCAUGAGACGGAGAAAGACUUGAGACAUGAUCUGUAUUCUCCUGGAUGAGCUUCAAAGAACUUUUGAAGGAUGAACUAUUUUAGCCUUAAACUUGUCAAAUGUAAAAGUCAUCCCACUGUGGCAUCAUGUUUGUGUAUUGAAGAUGAUUUAAUGACUGUGUGAGAACUGGGUGAGCGUUCGACUCGAGUCUCGUCUGCCUUACACUUCCUGGGAAAUAAUUUUCAUUUAAAUUUUUUGCUCCAAAUGAAAAAAAGCUCAUCGAUCUAAACAGGGUUUCAGGGUUUGAUAUAUGAUGUAGUCAUUCUUCUUCUUCUUUUAAACUAUAAAUCCGAUGCCACAUAACCAAAGAGACCUGGAACCACUUUAAACUGUAAUCGUAUUCCCGCCUCACGUAAACAAAACAACUUCUGUAGAUACUCAUUUAAAUCAUUUUAAAAUCUUGCCAAAUAACUCGUGUGUGUACAGGUAAUGAUUUUACUUCAUCAAUAAACACAAACAGGUCAUGUUGUA
Molecule: messenger RNA, 2127 nt
Organism: Ictalurus furcatus (blue catfish)
Lineage: Eukaryota; Metazoa; Chordata; Actinopteri; Siluriformes; Ictaluridae
Gene: stk33
Product: serine/threonine kinase 33
Exons: 13
Biological process (GO): protein phosphorylation; mitotic DNA damage checkpoint signaling
Cellular component (GO): cytoplasm; nucleus
Molecular function (GO): ATP binding; protein serine/threonine kinase activity
Source: RefSeq, a predicted model, not a curated record